AUGGCAGAGCUCGAAGACGUAACGCUGGGGGGAAGGCAGCUGGACAGCCUACGGGUCACCGAUUUGAGAGCCGCGCUAGAGGAACGGGGACUGCCUAAAAGCGGCCAAAAAAGCGCACUUAUUAAGCGUCUUAAAGGGGCAUUGAUGCUGGAAAGUCUGCAAAAACAGUCUACUCCCCAUGCUGGGUUUCAGCCAAAUUCACAGAUGGGAGAGGAGAUGGGACAAAACAGUUUUAUAAAACAGUAUCUAGAGAAGCAACAAGAGUUACUACGGCAGAGACUACAGAAAGAAGCCCGGGAAGCUGCAGAAACUGGAGAGCCUUUAGCAGAAUCUGAAGAUGAGAACAUACCCACUGACAUGGUUCCAGAACCACCUGAUCUCAUCCGCUCUGUUAUGAAGAUUCCAGAAGAAGGGCUGCAAAAGCGCACGCCAAAAAAAUGCCAACUAGUUUUGGAAGACCCUGAGGAUUCAGAGGAAGAGCUUCCUCGAAAAAGAGGGAGAAGAUCACCCCGGGUAAAGCAGGCCAAAACAUUAAAGCCUUUGGUGCUAGUGAACCCAGUACAGGAGCAGGAGCAGCGCAGGGUAUCUACACGCGUGCGACGGUCUAAAUGUGAUGCAAAUACUUUAAAUGAAGAAGCAGAAGAUGUGGGGGGAGAGGAAGAAGAGAUGGAAGAAGAUCAGGAGGUGAAACUAGAUGAAGAAACUCCCAAAAGAAGAAGGUCAUCUUCAAGGACGGUCACUCCUCAGCAAGCCACAAAGUCUCCAGGACCAAAUUCAGAGUCAGAACAAGUGCCUGAGGAGAGGAUUCCACCACUGCUGCCUUUGGAAGGCCUACGGCAACAGAUUUCUGAGAAGCAUACAUCUCCAGAAUCUGAAAAAUCAGGAUCCCCAAAGUUUAUUCAAAUAGACAGGAGUUACAAGUCUCCUCAGAAAUGGGGGCGUCAAGCUAGGGAGAAGAUGGAACGAGGUUUAGAGCCAGAGGCACAAAAAUAUCAGGAGUCCUCUUUUGUUAUCCGACAAACAUCAAGUUGGAGCCAGGAAACUGAAAAACUUAGAAUUAAACAUCAAGAACUCCAAUUGAAUGAAGAGAAAGAAGGGGAACUAAAACCUUUAUUUAUAGCAAAAAGCCCAACAUCAAAGGAUAUAAAAACAAGCCCUGCACUGGUUCUAAUUAAGCCACCUUCUCAAGGAAGGUCAGACAAAAAGAUAACAGUGGGAGACCACAGCAUUCAAAUAGUGGAAAAGUCAUCAGGAAGAGGUGUUCAAGCCAUGUCUGUAUUAGAAAAACAAGAGCCAACCACAAAUAAAACUAUCAAACAAGAUAGCAAAUCUUUGCAAAUAUCCAUAUGCCCCAAUACUGAAAGAUUAGAAACAAAGUCUUUUCCUGAAACGGAGAAGAAAGUUCCAAGGCAGUCUGUAACAAACUUUGAUUCUGAUGAAUCAGAAAAGCCACUAGCAAUUUCUUCCAUAUGUGCACCCUCUGUAACAAAAAUGAGAAAACUGAAAAUUAAGACAUUUCUAAGUACACAUGAUCAUUCACAACAUGAUAUAGCAAAAAUAAGACAUGCACAUACCCAUGAAAAUUUAGAAAAGGAGACACCAGAGUUAAGUAAAGAAUCAAGUGAAACUGUUGUAUGCAGAGAUGUACCAUUUGUGCCUCAAGUAAAGGAAUGUGAGCAACAAUCAGAGGAUAAAACUGCAACACUCCAUCAAAAAGAAGAGAUGGAAGACGCAUCUAUUAUAAGUCAGCAGAUAGAUACAGAGACUGCAGGGCAUAAAGAGACAGAUGAAAGUAUGUUGACUGAGGAACAUAUGGAUACGAAAGAACAUAUGGAAAGGGUAGAAGAUUCCAGUUAUAUUAUUUCUGAUCAAGAAAAGCUAGUAGAAAAAACAGAAAUUAGUUCCUCUUGUUUAUCUGUUUUAGAGAUAGCAAAGGAAUGUAGCAUCUCUGAUCAAGCUAUGAAAGAAGAACUCCUUGUUUCCAGUGAACUGAAUGCAGCAAACCCUCCUACAGCUCUAAGAAGUGAUUCUUACAAAGACCUAUCCUUGGAGAUUCAGGAAACUUCAGUAUUAAAGUCUGAAGGAGAAGCGCCACAAUGUAUUCAAGAAGAUAUUAGUGAAGAGCUAAUAGAAAAUACCAAAGAACAGGAAAGAACAUCUUUGGACACAGUCAAGAAAAUUGUUUCUGAAGGCACAUCUGAAACUGUUUUAUGUGUCACAUCAACUACAUUACUUUCUCAUGACAAAUUUGUAUGUACAGAAGGUAAGCCAUCUCCAGGAUAUGUGCAAGAAAAAGAUACUCCUAUUUUGGAAUCACCAAAAGAGCAUGUUGCGGUAGAGGAAACUUUGGCACAACCGCAAGACAUUCCUGGCUUUAUAGAGGAAGUAACGCCUUUAAAAACCCCAGAAACACAUUUAGAAAUGGAGGAAAAAGGCCCUGCUCUAAUAAAUAAAGAAGAUUCAAAAGAAAAUACUCCAGAAUUAACUGUUCUUCAAACUACAGUUGAAUCUAAUGAAGAUAAAAUAGAUUCUGUGGAUCAGGAGAUUUUUGAUACACCUAUAAUUCAAGAAACCCCUGAACUAGAAGCACCUGAAGAAAAAAAUACCACAUUUAUCCAAGAUAAACCUGAUUUCACAGCAGUGAUCCAAAAUGUCCCUCAUGAAUCAGAUCCGGCUGAUGAUCUAGAACCUGUAGUUCAUGUCAGCUUUGAAAAUAUCAGAGAUGAAGUACCUAAAACUGAAUCUGUGACUAAUGAAGAUAAAAUAGAUUCUGUGGAUCAGGAGAUUUUUGAUACACCUAUAAUUCAAGAAACCCCUGAACUAGAAGCACCUGAAGAAAAAAAUACCACAUUUAUCCAAGAUAAACCUGAUUUCACAGCAGUGAUCCAAAAUGUCCCUCAUGAAUCAGAUCCGGCUGAUGAUCUAGAACCUGUAGUCCAUGUCAACUUUGAAAAUAUCAGAGAUGAAGUACCUAAAACUGUUUAUGCACCUGAUGAAAGUUCUAUGGAGGUUCAAGAAACUACCAAUUCAGCAUUACAACAGCAUAUAACAACUUUAGUAAUGGAAGAACCUCCCAUAACUGCACAGGAUGAUCCUGUUUCUAACCUGGUGGUAAAAGAGAGUGAGUGUCCCUUAAAAAAUGAAAGUUCUGACAUGCUGGCCUCAAAAAUGUUGACUGACCAUCAGAAACCUUCUGAAACUGUGCAAACAAAAGAGAGUGCCUCAAUGAUUACCCAGGAAAACAAUGAAAUAGAAAAUAGCAAAUCUACCAAUGAAGCCAAUAAUGAUACUCAAAAAGUAGAGGAGAUGGAAGAUGUUUUGGAAGAUAGCAAGCCUGUUUUUUCAGUUAUGGAAGAACCAAAUAUAAUGAAUUCAGACAGCUUGCCACAAUCCACAAAUCAAUCCACAAAUCAAGAGGAAAGUGGAGACAAAGCUACAAUAAGCACAAUUAUUGAUGAGGAUUGCACAAAAGUUGUACAGGUAGAUCAGCCAUCUAGUGUAGAAGCUGUAUUAAAAUUGGAAGAUAACAUUGCCUCUGAAUCAGAAUGCCUAACUGUAACUCCCAUGGAAACUACACCAACUUCUGCCCUUGAGCAAUUAGGACCUAGACCUGAAAAAAAUGAAAUCGGGACUGCUAGAUGCCCUCAUUCUAAAAUACAAAGCACAGAAGAAACUGUAGAAAAACAAGAUGAUGCCGCAUGUGCAACAGAAGACCAUUCAUUAAAUAUGAACACAGGUGAUUUAACUGAUGAAAAAGAAGAAAUUACCAAUAAGAAGGAACUCAAUUAUGAUCCACAGAAAAAUGAACCAGUGGUUCCAGUCAGGAGAUCACAACGGAGAAGAACCUCCUCAUCAUCAUCAUCGUCGUCUUCUUCCUCCUCUCGAUCAUCAAGCUCUUCUUCAGAAAGAUCAUCCCAUUCAAGACAUAGCUCCCAUUCAAAGUCAUCCUCUCUAGAGAGGUACAGGCAGAGGUCUAGAUCUUCAUCUGUCUCUUCAUCAAAGUCAAGAUCUUCUUCUUGCCACAGUGACAAGGUGGCAACAAAAAUGUUAAGCCCUGAAGUAAUGAAUUCUCCUGAUCACCAGCCUCCUAAAAGCCCAUCCCCUCCUCAUCAGCAGUCAUCAGAACCCCCACAAAUCGGCUCUCCACCUCCUUCACCUAAAACGGUGAAGCUGCAGGAAGACAUAAUACCCCCACUGCAUGAUACUCUCCAGCCAGGUCGUGGGGUGCGUCGGCAGUUGCAUUCAGAUUCAGAAGACCCAGACAUGCAGGAACAAACUAAAAGAAUAAGAUUGCAAAAAGAAUCUGAGGAUCAGGACUCUAAAAGUCCAGUCCCCAUGGAGCAGGAGAUAGAAGAGGAGCAAAGUCCAGAAGCCGACAGUGGCACACCAGAGAGUGAGGACGUGGUGAUGGAGGCUGCAGAGUGUCAAACAGAGGGUGAGACCCAAGAGGCUGCACCCCCACAGUCCUCAGAGGAAUGUUGUGAAGGAGAUGACAAAAAAGAGAGUACUACUCCACCAAGAACAUUCAAACGGAAGAUCUCUGUUAUAUCUGCCAGUAAAUGUUCUAUUCAGCCUUCAUCAUCCACUACAAUGAACAGCGACAAUGAGGGUGCUCAUCCAGCAAGACGGAGGCGCUGGGGAGCCAGUACAGCAACAACACAGAAAAAACCCUCCAUAAGCAUCUCAACUGAAUCACUUAAGAAUCUAAUCCCAGAGAUAAAGGAGAUAAAGCAAGAGGCAGUGGUGGACCUUCAUGCUGAAGACACUCACAUUUCUGAAGAUGAGGCAGAGAGGAAUGGAGAUGACAGUUCCCAUGACAAAGGCCUCAAAAUUUGCAGAACGGUUACACAGGUGGUACCAGCAGAGAUUAAAGAGAAUGGACAAGAGGAAGGAGAAGUGAAAGAAGAUGAGGCAGAAAAUGCUGCUGAACCAGAACCAGAACCAAAUCCUGUUCCAGUGGAAACUCAUGUAGCUCCUCCUAGUGAACCAGAAGUUAAGAAACCCCCCACAGAAAGUCCUUCAAGAGCAGAAGUUAGAGUAACUUUGGGAGACACACUCUUAAGACGUUCAAUCAGUCAGCAAAAGAGUGGUGUCUCUAUUACUAUAGAUGACCCUGUUCGAACAGCAUCUCAGCUUCCUUCUCCCCCACGCAACAAAAUGAGCUGUAUCGUGCAUAUCUGUAAUCUGGUCCGACCUUUCACUUUAGGACAACUGAAGGAGUUGCUUUCUCGUACAGGGUCUAUAGUGGAGGAAAACUUCUGGAUAGACAAAAUUAAAUCUCACUGCUAUGUCACGUACUCCACAACAGAAGAAGCAGUUGCAACUAGGAACUCUCUUCAUGGUGUGAAAUGGCCACAGUCCAAUCCAAAAUUUCUCUCUGUCGACUUUGCUGAGCAAGAUGAGCUGGAUUUCCAUCGGGGUCUUUUGGUGGAGCGCCCGCCAGAGCCAAAACCUGAGGAACAACCUCAUCCCCACCCACACGUCCCUGCUCUGCGAGGUGAACACAGGGAACAUGAUCGAGGAGCAAGAGAGCAGUGGGCAGAGAGAGAGCGAGAGAUGGAAAGAAGAGAACGCACACGUUCAGAGAGAGAGUGGGAUAGAGACAAGAUCCGGGAAGGACCCAGAUCACCCUCUCGAGACCGUAGGAGGAAAGAACAUGCAAAGUCCAAGGAGAAGAAAAACGAAAAGAAAGAGAAAGUACAAGAAGAACCCCCCGCAAAACUCUUGGAUGAUUUAUUUCACAAAACCAAAGCUGCCCCUUGUAUAUAUUGGCUCCCACUCACCGAAGACCAGAUUCUGAAAAAAGUUGCAGAUAGGGCAGAGCGUGCCAAGGAGCGAGAGAAGCGACGGAAGGAGCAAGAGGAGCAAGAAGAGGAGGAGAGAAAAGAGAGGGCAAAGGAGAGGGAAAAAGAGGCUGAGAGAAAUCGAGAGAGAGCACGAGAGGCUGACCGAGAAAAGAGAAGAGAACACAGUAGAGAGCACCCGCGUGAAAGAGAGCGGCGGGAAACUAAGAGGCACAGCCGCAGUAGAAGUACACCAGUGAGAGACAGGGGAGGCCGGCGUUAAACACAACCUGCUGAUAACCUCCUGUACUGACAUCCCAGCCCCUUAAAAAUCCUGUCCAGCAUCAAAGGGGAUAAAAGUUCACCAGUUCACACAGAUGUACAGUAACCAUGUGGUUAAAGAAGUGGUGCACUCAAGGCCCCUACCAAAGGGAAAGGUGUAUUUAAAAUGCAGGAUAUAGCUUCUGUGGUUCCAAAAUCAAAUUUGAAGCUUUGUCCCUGCAAGCCCACUUGUCUGGUCCCCUUUGGUAUGUAAAUUUCCUUUUUAUUUUAUUUCCCCCUCCCCCCCAUUUUAAUUGUAUACUUCCGGGUGUAGAUUUAACAUACCGGGUGCUUCUGGACAGUUUGUGCAAUGAGAUUUUUCUCCCUUCCCAAUGUUCCCAUAUUAAUCUUCUAACUGCCUAAUGCCCAAGGACAUAUCCAUGGUAGAAAGAAGGUUACUUUACAUCCUCUGCUCAAGUGGCUUUCACAUGUGGCAUCCUCCCCAUUUAAACCUAUUUUUGUUUAUUUUUUUUUUUUAUUAUAAAUGAAGUGGAUUAUCAGAAAAUAAAAAUCCGAGUUAGUUUUA
Messenger RNA from Xenopus laevis (African clawed frog), 6630 nucleotides. It is a transcript of the gene acin1.S, whose product is annotated as apoptotic chromatin condensation inducer 1 S homeolog. Bases 1 to 6066 code for a protein of 2021 amino acids. Gene Ontology annotation, molecular function: RNA binding; nucleic acid binding. The record is from RefSeq and is a predicted model, not a curated record. The transcript is spliced from 19 exons. Gene Ontology annotation, biological process: RNA splicing. Gene Ontology annotation, cellular component: ASAP complex; precatalytic spliceosome. NCBI's taxonomy places the organism in Eukaryota, Metazoa, Chordata, Amphibia, Anura, Pipidae.